CCAGUUAUCGACUUGCAUGACCAUGAGAAGGUGUGGUGGUAUUCAUUCGAUGUCGCGUUGAAAAAGAGGGGCUUGCCUGGAGCAGUAUCCUCGAGCGCGAAAACGCGUCCUGCACUGAAGAGUUCAGCCACGUGGAGUAGAGGAGGAGAUCUACGGACAUAGUGGCCUAGCCACACGGCUACUGCCAGUCCGCCCCUAGUCCGUCCGUAUCUGUGGACGAGUUUCUUGGAGUUGAGGAGGAAGACCGCCGUUGUCCCAAACCUCGCCGCGUUUCAUUUCCUGGUUUGCGAUGGCUUCUAAAGCAGAAGAAGCAAUGGCAUCCGGCGCUGGUAACGACAUGCCUAUGGAAGCAAUCUCCUCUCUGAGUGAGCAGUCCAUCGUUACAGUUACUGGUGCACAGCCUCAGAUCGACAACAAUCAGUUGCCUGGCGCAGCAACAACAACAACAGCAACUGCAAUGAGUAGACCUCCACCGCGGCCGGCAGCACCGGCGGUUAUUCGACAACAACCCGUCUCCGCCGCCUCCGCCCACGACCUGAACACCAGGCGAAUGACGAGUCAAGUGUUCGACUCCACAUUCUUCGACGUUUCGUCCAAGCAGCUUUACGAUGGUAUCUCCCACACGCACAAAACAGGAAGCCAGUUGCACGGGGUAAUGCGGCAGGGUGGCAGUCGACUACUGCAAGCAAUCAACAGCACCACAAACGCAGGACAGAGUAACAUGAGUUAUGAGGAGCUAUUGCAGGGCUUGACGUUUCCUGACGAGCGCUUGCUGAUGAACGACUGGCGUCUGGCGUAUCAACGUGCCGUACUCUACAACGAUGAACCAACACUGUUAGCGACUAAUCCAGCUAGUAAACCAGUGGAGCUGGAGAAAAUGUCACAUGGUAUUGCGCUACUGACCACUCAGCGUCUUCUUCUUCUAUCAUCCGCCAAUGAACAAGCCAUAGCGCUGUCUAAGGGCGUCGACAGCCGUGGCAAGAAUGCUACCUACACCAUGUCAGCAACUCUGUCAGACCACAUCCAGUAUAAGCCCUUGCCGCUCAACAACGUGGCAUCGGUCGAACUGCACGCAGUCACCAGCGCUUCGGCAACCACUUGGUUCUCGUCGGCAAGAAAGUGCUGCUGCUGCUGCGGUGUUUGCUGCAUGCUCGUAUUUUCCUGUUGUACCUGUGGAAAGAAGGAAUGGAGUCAAGGAGCAACUACGGCAGUUAUUGAUACGAACAGUCGAGUGCUGAAGAUUGGUCUUCGCAUUCCUCCCUGGAAUCAUCGGGCAACUUUGCACCUGGAGAUUGAGCCUGCUGUUCCAUUGAGCAGGGCCAAAGACUUCAUUGUGCUCCUGCAGCAACACUCACCGAUCAACAGGCAAGCUGCUGCUACUCACUAUUGACCGGCUAGAAAGCGUCGGUGAGUCGCAGGACCCAUCAUUACACACCCACCCACCCACACACACACCCACACACACACCCACACACCCACACACAUCCUGCUGUGCGGGGAUUCGUUUGCGAGCGCCGGGACUCUUCUUUUGGUGUGUUUCUAAUAACUUACUAUAUUUCUGACCUUUUCUCUUACAUAGUUGUGAAUGUAUUGUGUGCGUGUGAAGAUGCUAUGUACAGUUCAUGUCAGUGCAUAUAGGAAGACAUGUCACAGGAACGGUGAAUAAGCCUGGCCAGCUUGUCACCACCUAGUGCUGUGCGCAUGCCUGUGGAAAUGAGCCACGCAUCAUGCAGCUAAGUUGCAGAAUAGUGCGUGAGCACAAGUACCGUGCAUAGCCAGUUGCGGUUGUAACGCCGGCAGACGUGUGAACUUUGCUUACUACUAGGCUUGCAAGUACCGUAACUGUUGUUUCAUGCACCGGCCUGAGCUGCUUCAAAAUGUUACGCCAUUUUCUGCGCCAGUGCUAGCAUUGAAUCCUACCGGCUGCAGGUGUGUAUCCCUAUGUUGCAAGCAUGCACUGCUGACAGGGGUCAACAGGAGAAUAAGAAUUAUCCAUCAUAUGAAUAUUUCCUCUGUGUUUCAUUCUCUUUUCUUUUUUCUCAGCGAACAUUCACAUGUAUGGCAUGCAUAAAGGGCAAUCUGGUGCAGUGAUUGUCGCAGUGUGUUUCCCAGCAAUUCCAGAUUAUUAUUCUACUGAGUCUUGCAUGGUUCAAUUUUUACUUAGCAACCUGCACCAUGCAUGGUGUUAUGAUCAAAGCUGAAGUUUCCACUGGCUACUGCAGCUGUAUUUAUGAUUGGCGUGUUCUUCUAUGCACUAUGCGCUACCUGGUGUAGCAGCCCGCUAUAUCAUGUCAGAUACCACUA
Messenger RNA from Sycon ciliatum, 2304 nucleotides. RefSeq lists its product as uncharacterized. The record is from RefSeq and is a predicted model, not a curated record. The coding region runs from base 290 to 1390 and encodes 366 amino acids. Lineage: Eukaryota; Metazoa; Porifera; Calcarea; Leucosolenida; Sycettidae. The transcript is spliced from 4 exons.